This is a messenger RNA of Canis lupus familiaris (dog), 1020 nucleotides long. It is a transcript of the gene OR52V2, whose product is annotated as olfactory receptor family 52 subfamily V member 2. Bases 1 to 1020 code for a protein of 339 amino acids. Gene Ontology annotation, molecular function: olfactory receptor activity; G protein-coupled receptor activity. NCBI's taxonomy places the organism in Eukaryota, Metazoa, Chordata, Mammalia, Carnivora, Canidae. Gene Ontology annotation, biological process: G protein-coupled receptor signaling pathway. Gene Ontology annotation, cellular component: membrane. The record is from RefSeq and is a predicted model, not a curated record. The transcript has a single exon.
AUGGAACUGGAUCCUGCACUGCCUGUUCUCAACCAGACUGUGCUCACCUCUGGGCCUGGGCCUUUUGUCCUGUUGGGGGUGCCAGGACUGCAGACCUUGCAUGCCUGGCUUUCAGUGCCUGUGUGUCUGCUGUACAUGGCUGCUUUGGCAGGGAAUGCCCUUCUCUUGGGGCUGGUAGCCACUGACAAGACACUUCAGACACCCAUGUACCAGCUGCUGGGGCUUCUGGCAGCCGCGGACUUGGUUCUGGCCACAUCCACAGUGCCCAAAGCUCUGGCUGUGCUCUGGGGCCUGUCAGGGGAGAUCUCCUUCGCAGCCUGCCUAGCCCAGCUCUUUGUAACCCAUGUGACCUUCAUUGCUGAGUCUUCAGUGCUCCUGGCCAUGGCCAUAGACCGCUAUGUGGCCAUCUGUCAGCCUCUGCGCUAUGGGGCACUGCUUACCCAGCGUGUGGUGGGCAUAGUGGCAGUAGCCGCAGUGACCCGUGGUGCCUGUGUCAUGGCACCUCCAGUGGCCUUGCUCCAGAGACUGCCUUACUGUGGGCAGCGGGAGCUCCCCCACACCUACUGCGAACACAUGGGUGUGGCUCGGCUGGCAUGUGGCGACACACGCCCCAACGUUUGGUAUGGCUUGGCCACCACAUUGCUGUCUCCAGCCCUGGACUUAGGGCUCAUUGCUGCUUCCUAUGCCCUCAUUCUCCGUGCUGUAUGUCGCCUGCCAUCCCAUGGUGCCCGCUGCAAAGCCUUGGGUACCUGUGGGGCGCAUGCCAGCGUCAUCACUCUUUUCUACACCCCUGCCCUCUUCUCUUUCCUGGCUCACCGUUUUGGCCGCCACACAGUGCCCAGUCAUAUCCACAUCCUCCUGGCUAACCUCUAUGUGGUGGUGCCACCUGCCCUUAAUCCUGUGGUCUAUGGAGUACGUACCCAGCAGAUUGCUCAGAGGCUCCGGUACUUGCUUCGGCUCUGGUGGGCAAGGGCAGUAAGGGAUGUGGGCCCCGAGAGGGCCUCCCGUGGCAGUGAAUGA